GUCACGCUCCCAGAAUGCCCGGCUGUUAGCGCGGCGCCAGCAGUCCAGGCCCAGACUCUCAUAAACAUCGUUUCAAAAGCUUCAUCUGGACAAAAUGUCCACGUGGAGGUCGAGCGGAGAGUGGAGGACGACGUCGGCGCGGCGGCAGGCGAUCCUUUUAGGAUGUUGAGCUUCCUCCCCAAUUCCGCCGUGACGGGAGUGCCGUGCUGCUGAACACUAGAGGACUGAGACAGAAAAACGCAAGCUCCAAACGCCCUCAUUACUGCAGCCCUCGUGGGGUUGCUAUGGCAGGUGCUGUCGCCGAAACCAAACGCUGGACGCAGGCCUGUCCCACCAAGGCAGGACAGACCACACGUCAUUGCCGCAAGGGACAAACUGCACUUAGUGUCAUCGCGAGCACACCCAGGAAACUAAAAGAGCCCUAAGAAGCAGAGCUGAAGCUGAUGUAGAAUCCUCAUGAGUGUUGCUUGUGUGGCCUCCAUCUCAGCUCCAUUCUCUUGCACCAGCACUACCCCCGUGGGACCAUGUUCCACCAGCAGGACCAGCUGAAGGGUCCGCUGCAGGAUAGCAUCAUCUUCCACUGCCAGGAGUGCGGGAAGCAAUUCAACACCCAGCUGGGUUACAGGCGGCACCUGGUGGAAGCUCACACCAACGCCGGCACAGGCUCGGACGGCACGCCGUCCCUGCUGGAGCACCUGGGCGGCGGCCACACCGACAGACCGCCCCCGGCCGAGGGCAACAACAACACCGUCGUGUCUGUGAGAGAGCGGAAAUAUUCCUGCGAGCGAUGCGACCGGCGCUUUUACACCCGCAAGGACGUACGUCGCCAUGCUGUGGUGCACACGGGACGCCGAGACUUCCUGUGUCCCCGCUGUGCGCAGCGCUUUGGCCGCAGAGACCACUUGACCCGUCACUUGAAGAAGAGCCACGCCCAUGACACGGGAUUGAUACCACUGGUUACGCCCAGCACUCCUGUGGCGACGUCCACCGCAACCACGCCGUGUCCCGCCAAGGAGGCCAGCCCUCUAUCCUCCGACAGGGGCUCCUCCUCUUCCUCCUCCAAGGAACCGGUGGAGACCUUCACCCGGGAUAUGUUCAACUCCUACCCCAUUGCUAACCCUGUGCCCGGGAUGAGUCACCCGCACGGCCUCAUGCAGGUCUCGCUGUCCUCCAGCAUGGGUCGCCACAUGCCUCCUCCGUCGACACACAACCACCACCACCACCACCUGCAGCCCCUGGCGGCGCCGCAGCAGCAGUCGUACGGCAACAUGUCUCGGUACCAACAAGGAUCUACCUCGUAUCCCCGCACUGACGUGGACAGCUUCCUGCUGGAUCUGCAGAGCGCCCCUCCUCCCCAUCUCAACUCUUCUACCUCUACGUCCACCUCCCCUCAGAGGGAGAUGCUCGGCGAAGGGAUGGGCGUUGGCGGUGAGCCCCACCUGCUCCCCAGGAAUCCUGCCAUCUCCCCGGCUGAGCUCUCCUGCACCACUAACAUGGAACUCGGCCCACUGUUGGGCUUUCUGCCUUUCAGCCUGCCGCCUUACAGCUCUCAUGUGGGGAUGGGAGGGUUAAUGAUGGGUUAUCCUCCUGCCACCACCGCCGCCUCCUCCCCAACUUCCUCCACUGGGUUGUCCUCCCAGUCUUCAGGGCCUUUUAGCUUCUUCCAGCCUCCUCAGGCUCACGUGCCCCAGGGCCCUGUGGCCCACAACCACAGCCAGCUACCUCAGGCAUACAGCACUUCUGCUGUUAGCACUUCUAGCUCCUUACCUCAUUACUACCAGGCCUUUCAGCAAUAAGCAGUUCUGUUGACCGCGAUUAGCCUUCUUCACACCUUUUUUUGUUUUUGUUUUGUUGAAUGGCAUCUUUAUGACGUAUACAUCAAGUAUGUAACUUGGAACACAACAAAUCACCUCAUCAGUAUUACCUCGUUAUUUAAAAAAAAAAUAGCUUGAAUGCACAACUUUGUCUCACUACAACCACCAGAGUCAUAUUUUUAAAAAACGUAUAAUUAACGGUUCAUGCACUUGACACAGUUAUCACAUGUGAUGGUUUGAUAACCGGAAGAAUACUUGUACCAUUAGUUACUGGGUAAAAGAACUCCAGACCAGCUCAGAAUCCGUUUGCGAGCACUGAGUUCCAAGGAGCCACGCUAACAUGGUGACACACUUAUCUCUAAUUACAAAUGCACUUAAGUACAUUUUUUAGCACAACAUACCUUUUUUAGCGGCUUAAAGGCGAGUCAGUCUUGUAAACCAGUGGUCCCCAACCUUUUAUACAACACAGACCGGAUUAAUGUCAGCAGUAUUUACACCCGUGCCGGAUAAAUACAGCAAAAAUAACGAGCAUGAAAACUACAACUCACUAUAACGCUGACUUAGUGGAAGCCCUGGGCGUGUUUCUUUGCAAUGAGAUGCAGAUGGAAAUCAGCCUUUGGUUACAAUCUGUCACUUUUAUAUUUGAUAUGUUCAUUCAUGUGCAUUGUGUCAUGUCACAAAGUUAGAAUCAAUGGCAACUUCCUAUGAGGAGUUUUAUUGUAUGUCUAUAAACAAGCUCAUUGGUGUGUCCAGUGCACAGGUGUCAAACUCAGGGCCCUCCACCUCAUUUUAUAUGGCGCGCAAAAGCCUGGAAAUAAUGUGUCAGUAAAAUACCUUAUUUUCUUUAUUUUCUUACUAAAGGUAUUCACAUUUUUUUCUAGUUUGACAGGGGAAACAAAUAAUGUCCGAUAUUGCAACAAAUGCUAUAUAAAGUAACUUUGUUGGUCAAAAUCCAAAUAAAUACUUAAAUAUCUGCUUAACUUAUGAUUUCCAAGCAAGUUACCCAUCAAAUUGUUCACUAUAAAAAUGACCAAUAGAUUUUACUGUAAAAAUGUAGGGAUUUUAAAAAAAUUUUUUACAGCAUAGCUGAAAAAAAUGACCAAUGUUUUACUGUUUUUACAGUAAAAUUCUGUCAACUGAGCUGUGAUUUUUUUGUUUUUUUACUGUAAAAUCCACGGUUGAUGACUUUAUGGUACCACAUUUUAUUAUGGUAAAAAACUGGCAGCUGAGUUGCCAAAAUAAAAUUAAACUGCGCUGCUGUAUUGCUAUUUACAGUAAAAUGUUGUAAAAAUAUAUAUUUUUUAAGAAACACCAUAUUUUACAGUAAAAGUCUGGCAACUAAGCUGCCACUUUUUUUCCCGUAAAAAAUUGUAAAAUCAGAUUUUUUUAAAUUUUUAUUCUUUAUGUUAAAAAACAAAUUUAUUUUCAUAGGUAAAUUCCUGAAUAAUUUACUGUUACAAUCGGCCCUCUAAUGGCAGCCAUGACUGCGGUGUGGCCCUCAAUGAAAACGAGUUUGACACCCCUGGUCUAGUGGGACAGGCUCAAGUUAAGUUGGAGAAAAUGACAUCCUUUUUUAUAAGUUAUUGAAUGUUUCUCUGCGGCCCGGUAGCUAAUGCAUCACGAACCGGUGGUUGGGGACCACUGUUGUAAACGACUCCUGACGGAAAUAAAAGAAUCUGGCAUUUGACAGCGGCGAUGCCAGUCAUACAGAGAAAGCCUGACCAUGAUGCCAAAUACCAGUAGAUAUCAUGGGAUGUCAGUCCCUCAAUUCUCUGACGUGAUGCUGUGCCUUUGGAUCCCUGAACCCUAGAGGCCUUCAGAAAGCGUGCAGCAGCCAUGUGGCUGUAGUAUCUCAUUUCUAUACUUUUAACGCACUAUGCCAAAAUGUCUCACAAUGAACCUUAGUUGCUGACUGCAAAUCAGGAGACUCACCUUAAAGAGCCUAACUUAACACCUCAAAUAGUCGUUUCCUUCUAGGUGGAUUACUCUCCUAGAUAUUGGACAAUGCUCUUCUGGCAUUCCUGCUUUUUUAACAUCUAUUAGCCACAAUGCAAGUUCAUUUUCUAAAACAAAGAUCUUCAUAAUCGUAUUUUAUAAUGUGUAAAAAAAAAAAGCCCUCAUUGGUAGAAGGAUUGUCGUUACUUUACAGAGUUGUAUUCCUCUUCUUCAGGUCCUUCACAUACGAUAUAUUAGGACAUGUAUAGUUUGGAUUAGUGCUGGGCGAUAUGGCUGAACACUGUAUCACGAUACAAGCACAAUAUUAUUGAUAUUUUUAUGAUUUAUGGAAAAUGAGGAUUGUCUGAUUAUAAUCCUCCAGCUCUCAAGACAAGCAUGAAAAACACUCAAUGUCAAUCAAAUAGUAAAAUCACAUUGAACACUUAACAAAAAGCUCUUAAAAUGAAGGUGCAAAAAUAAGGACUAUGUUGGCAAUAUUAAAGUGUAAGAAAAUAUUGUGAAAAUGUGAACAUAGAAACCUGAGAAACUGUUUUUGGCAGGUUUAGUGGCAGCUGUGCUCUAAAGGGUGAGCUAAGGUGGUGUGGUGUUAGCCGCCUUGCUUUGCAUCCGUUACAGACCACAUUGGUCUGACUACGGUCCCCUUUUUUUUAAAUCCCCAAAUCUGCCUAGGUCCCUUUUUCUGUUUUAUCCAAGAUUUAACUUUAACUUUCUCUUCUCACUCCAUGCAGAGAAUCAACUGCAAGAACGCGCAACCAAACUCGAUAGUUGAUAUUGUUACCUGAUUGGCUGUUAACGUGUAACUCAGUGACACCCAGAGAGCGAGUGAUUUGUUCAUGCAACAGAACCUGCUUCCAUACUUCUGCUUUCUUCUGAUGGAAAAAUAUUUGAUCAAACACAUUUUUUCCUGCUAUUGAUUACGUCUGUGUGGUGAUACUUUCUGAUGUUGGUUUAUCGCCCAGCCCUACCAUGUGUUGUCAAGUAAUAAUUGGUCAAAAAAGUCCAAACUAGUCCAAUAUAUCCGUCUAGUAGAGGUAUUAUUUUGGGGAAAUAAUGUGAAAAUUGAAAAACAUCUGACAGAAUUUCUCUUGGGUUUGGUUGGUCACGGACGUCCUGGUUCUAAUGUGGCGGCCGUAAUUGGAAUAAUAGUUGUUCCCACUGGCUCGUUGAUUCCUAGAAUCAGCCAUAGGCAACUUCUGUAAAGCAGAACGGUCAAACUCACAUGCCAACCAAAUCCGAACUUUGACAAGCGAGAAACGCCCAACGUGACCCCAAGCAUCAAAAACACAAACUCCUUGAUUUUAGGUAGCGACGCAUACUUGUGAUCAUUUAGAUGUCUAAAGAGUUAUUCUUAGAGUACAAGAACCAGCCCCAUUUUUGAAGAUAGAACUUUAAGUUUAAGGUUGACUUUGUAGGGAAUGGGUCAGUGUUUGGUGCGAGAAGCAGUACUUCUACACGAAGCACGCCAUCUUGUGGUCGCACUUAAACUGAGUGACGUGACCCCUGACAUUUUUUAUCUUUAUUGUGUAAUUUAGAUUCUCUGGAUGUGAGCAACUAUGACCUUGUUGCUGUUUUGAUUUAGCACAGCAAAAAAAAAAUCUAUAGUAUGCAUAGCCUUUUCUGAUAUUACCCAUAAUGACCCUGUCUGCUAGUUUUACUUUGGUGUGUUGGAGCUUCCAAUGGAGGUGGGACUGAAACGCCACACGCAAAUUUGACUUCCUUCCUUCCCCCAAGGGGGGGUGGGUGUCAAUAUCAGAAGGAGAAAUACUUUAUUAAUCCCCGGCGGGAACAUCAGUAUCAAAGUUUUCGACCUAUUUCUUUGGUAAUUAUGUCACACUGUCAAGAAGAAUGGAUCCCAAGCGGAUUUUGUAGUCCGGUAGUACCUCGGGAUACAAGUUUAUUUAGUUCUGGGACACAGCUCGUACCUCAAACUUGUAUUUGCCAAACAGCCUCACCCAUUAAAUGGAGUUAAAAUCCAUUCAACAUGUGCGAUUUUAACAUGUAAGACAAAGGAAUUUUUAGAUACAAAAUAGUCAAAAGCAGUGAAGUUGUCACCUUGUGUAAAUGCUAAAUAAAAAGAGAAUACAACAAAUCCUUUUCAACUUAUAUUCAAUUGAAUAGACUGCAAAGACAAGAUAUUUCAUCUUCACACUGACAAACUUUUGCAAAUAAUCAUGAAGUUAGAAUGUAAUGGCAGCAACACAUGUCAAAAAAGGCAUUUUUACCAGUGUGUUACAUGGCCUUUCCUUUGAACAACACUCAGUGCAGGUUUGGGAACUGAGGAGACACAUUUUUGAAGUGGAAUUCUUUCCCAUUCUUGCUUGAUGUACAGCUUAAGUUGUUCAACAAUCCUGGGUCUCUGUUGUCGUAUUUUAAGCUUCAUAUUGCACCACACAUUUUCAAUGUCUGGACUACAGUCUAGUACCCACACUCUUUUACUAUGAAGCCACGCUGUUGUAACGCGUGGUUUGGCAUCGUCUUGCUGAAAUAAGCAGGGGCGUCCAUGAUAACAACAUAUGUGGCUCCAAAAGCUGUAUGUACCUUUCAGCAUUAAUGGUGCCUUCACAGAUGUGUAAGUUAGCCAUGCCUUGGCCACUAAUACACCCCCAUACCAUCACACAUGCUGACUACAACACUUUCACCCUACAACAAUCACUAAUACACCCCCAUACCAUCACACAUGCUGACUACAACACUUUCACCCUACAACAAUCACUAAUACACCCCCAUAC
This is a messenger RNA of Nerophis ophidion (straightnose pipefish), 6499 nucleotides long. Its product is annotated as zinc finger protein PLAGL2-like. The record is from RefSeq and is a predicted model, not a curated record. Gene Ontology annotation, cellular component: chromosome. Gene Ontology annotation, molecular function: chromatin insulator sequence binding. The transcript has 2 exons. Bases 525 to 1796 code for a protein of 423 amino acids. NCBI's taxonomy places the organism in Eukaryota, Metazoa, Chordata, Actinopteri, Syngnathiformes, Syngnathidae. Gene Ontology annotation, biological process: regulation of transcription by RNA polymerase II.